This is a messenger RNA of Lymnaea stagnalis (great pond snail), 7921 nucleotides long. The record is from the annotation of a GenBank genome assembly. Lineage: Eukaryota; Metazoa; Mollusca; Gastropoda; Lymnaeidae.
ACAUUAUUGAUUUUUUAUUUGACAGAGUGCCCAGCUUACUCACUGCCAAAAAUUUUCAUUUCCUUCUUCUUCUACAUCUACUGAUUUGCAACAAGAAACAAUUAUCCUCGUAUGCUUUGGUUUUGAGGUAAUAUUUCAGUCUCCCCAUGUAUAUAACAAGCAAACUCGUAUGAUGUUAUUAAGAUUGUUUUUCUAGCGUAGGCGUAUUAGUAUUACUAUAAUUAUUAAUACUAAAAUGCAUAGCCAAUACCUCAAUACUACCGGUAUUCAUUUAUAAAUUAAAUUUAUAUUGAAUCAUUGAAGAAGUAAACUUGGAAGACUUCACUUCAUUAUAUGAUUAGUUCAUAAUAGUUCAUAUCUUUGUCAUUAAAGUUUUGAAUUUAAUUUUAACAUAAUUACUAGGUCACUUGUAGGUUUAGGACUAGGCAGAUGGAUAAUCUCUUAUGUUUGUGUGCAAGUGCAAUAAAUUCCUUAAUUAACGUUUUUUAAAUACAAUAAAUAAUCAACUUAUUAAUAUUAACUUAUUAUUUCAAUUGGUCUUUGGACCAAUCAGAUUGGUAAAUUUAGACAAUCUGCCUAAUCACCCUCCCCUAAAGACUUCAAGGGACCAUCUGUAUAGUAUAUUCCAAAUGCACUGAGGGGGGGGGGGGCACAGAUGCAGAGUAUCAAUGAAUCAAUGUCAGUAUAUUUUAUUUAUUAAUAUUACUGCAACCAUCUGUCAAAGAUGGUCAAUUAAUAUAUAAUGGUGAAAAUCCUUUAUUCUUUAUGGAUCCAAAGAGGAUUUUAACCCUUACUAAUACUUUUUAUAAUAAAAUAAGUUAAUAAGGUGAUUAUUUAUUUUUAAAAAGUUAAUUAUGGAAUAUACUGCACUUUCACAAACUUAAGACAUUAUCCAUUUGCUUAAACCUACAAGUGACCUAGUAUUUAAGUUUAAGAUAAAAUUAAAUUCAAAACUUUAAUGACAAUGAUUAUGAACUGAUGAAAUCAUUAGAAAAGAGAAGAAACACUGGAGGCAUAUCAUUAUAAAACUUUUUUUAAAACUUAUCUUAUGGAGAACAUGUCAUGUUAAACAUCACUUUUUAAACCUUUUCUUUGCCCCUCCUUAUUACAACCAAUCACAGUGGACUUACUUUUCCUCUCUUCCAUCCCAUUUUGUCUGUAUUAACUCUUACCUACUUUUGUUCUAUCACAUUCUGCUUGCUGUCCUCUGUGAUACUAUAUGGCAGCCAAGUCUUUUAUAUUGAUUUUACUGGGUUUUUUUAUCUCUGAAGAAGGCUUCUUGUAGACACAUUCGUUGUCUUGUUGCAUCUAUUUUUUUCAGGUUUUCCAAUACUUUUUUUGUAGCUAUUUCCUCCUACCUAACCUGAUUGCAGUUUCUCUCCCUUAUUACCAUGUUUCAAGUUAAAAUAACAGUUAUUUUAUUUAUAUUUAUUUCAGUUUCAUCAAUCACCUAUUAACUAUAUUUUUAGGCAAGAUUCAGGGGAAAUAAUUAAUCAGGUCUUAACUAAUUUUUGUAAAAAUAUAACAUAACUAUUUUUUGUCCAUACAUUUAAUGUUGCGUUUUUUUUCUUCCUCUUUCCAGAUUUACUUGUCACAACUAUAAUAUCUCACCACUACUUCUCAGUCAGCUAAUAGAAGCAAGAGUCUUUUGAUAACAUAACUUCUUCACAAUGGCGAACUGUGGCUGGCUAUGGAGCAUAAUUUGGUUCAUUAUUCUCAUAGUCUUCGGUUGGCCUAUAGGCUUCCUGUGCGCUGUUUUCUUUGUUAUUUUCAGUCCAUGUGCAGCAUGCUGCUCAGGAUGCAUUGAGCUUAUUAACCUGUUAGAACGAGGGGUCAAACUUCCACUUACCUGUGCACAAAACAUGGUAUCAGGAAAAUCUAUGUGUUAAAAAAUUAGCUCUAAUAACUUUUUCCAAAUAAGGUCUGUAUCUAAUAUUUAUAAAUGCUGGUUUUUUUUUCAAAUGAAUCACUGGAAUGAAUGCUUUCAUUCAUAUAAAUACUAUAUUUGAUUAUUUUAGAUUUAAAUCUUUGUCAUACCUCUUUAAUAGUUUAGUUCCUUUAAAAUGGGCUAAAAAGUAUAACUUCAUCUCUUCAAUAUUUAUGCAUACAACUACUUUUGGAGUCAUAAUUAGUAAUAAAGCUUUCAUACAAACAAUUGUGUGGAAAAAUUAAUAUCAUUUAAUGCUCUUUUUAAAUUUAUUUUUUAUCUGCUUCAUAAAAAGAGCAGGCCUUGCAAAUUAAAACUUAUACACUUUCAUUGUAUCCCCUUGCAUGUAUUGACACUGUUUGAGAAGAAAAAAAUAAUUUUUUUCUGGUCUGCCAUAAUUCUUAUUAUAUUAUUUGAGAAUUAAUUUUUCAAUGAUGUUUUAAUAUUGAAAUUUACUGAUAACCAAGUAUCAAAUAGAGCUUCCAUUCAAAUAGUGACAAAAUCAUUGUCAAAAUCGGUAUAAAUUCUAAAAAAACAUCUUAUUUAUCUUUAAUUGCUAUUAUUACUAUACAUAUUUUAUUAAAAUUAAUUUGCUUUCAAUACUUCUUUCAAAAAUUUGAAACUUCAUUUCUUGUUAUAAUUAAUUGUUCCUAAAAUAGGGAAACUGCAGCUUUCUAAUGUAAAUUUUUCAAGAAUUUUUUUUUAUCUUACACCCUUUGCCACCUUCUAAAUGCAAUAAAUUCUUAUCAUUAAAUCUCCACUGUACUAAAAUGUUCAAAGUGAUGAAGAUUUUAGGAAUGGAAAGGCAAUAUGGGGCACUAAGUUUAUUGAAAAUUUUAUCUUAUGCUCCAUGCCAAACUAGAGCUGAUACAAACACUAUAUUGAUAUAAGGUGGGAAAUAUUUUUGUACAUUUACGAAAAGUGGGAAAAUAUAACUAACAUGUGUAAUCAUAAAUCCUUUUAAAUUAUCAAACAAAAUUUUUAAUUGAGCCUGAAUUAAUGCUUCAAAAUUUAAAUAGGCGACAGAGUGUUUGUCAAAAUUUCAAUCACUUUAAGUUUUACUGACAAGUCAUAAUAUCUCCACAGCCUUCAAGUCAAUAAAAUUGUUCAAUGAGCUAGUAGCUAGCUAUUGUUAGAAAACUGGUUUCAUGUCAAUGUAAACAUCAUCUUACUGUCAUCUGUGCUCAGAGAUAGUUUUUGUAAUUUUAAAUGUUAUUGUCAAAUACAGUAAUUGUUUGUAUUUUUCUCUUUUAAGUUAUUAUUUAAAACUUUGUGUUUGAUGUCUUUGCAUCUAGUUAUCUAAUUGAUGCCACAUCAAAAAAAAGAAAAGUGUAUCACUGACUAUCACAUUAGUAUUAACCUGAAGAAUGUGUGUGUAAGAUUCAUUUAUUUUACCAUUUAGACAAAUGCGUUACACUUUUGUUUUUUUUAGUUUUAGAUCAACUUUGAUCAAGAAAUUAAAUUUUUGAACUGUAUAGUUUUUAUUAGAUUAUCCAUUUGUAACAAAAACUGACUUUUUUUUUUCAUUAUGAAAAUAUUUUAGACAUUUACUUUUAGCAGUAUAUUUUGUGCAGCAGACUAAGUUAUUGGUCAUAUCUGCACAGUAUACAACUGAUGCAAACUAUGCUAUUUUAAAGUGGGGCCAUCUGAGUAACCUGUCUGUAAACAUAUUGUUAAAUUUUAUGACUGCACACAUAACUCUUAUAUGACAUUAGACACAGAAGGACCAAGACAUCCAAAAUCAACUUAUUUGCAUCCCGAAAAAAAUCUUUAACAUUAGAAGUAGUAUAUGGGCCUUUUGAUAAAAUAAAAGUUUGUCAUGGGAAUUUGUUAACUACAAUUUUUUAUUAAACAUCAGAGUAUGGUGCCUGGAAGAGCAGUCACUGUCUCAGGAUAUUUUCAUGAGAGUACACAAACAAGGAUGAGAAAAAAGUUAAUGUGUAGUAGUAGUAUUUAACCUAAUUUCUUUUUAAAGAUAUUUAUAUUGACCUGUGCCUAACCAUAAUAAUAUUUGUACCCAAUAUUUAAUCUUUUUAGCAUGAUUUUCAUUAAUUGACUUCUCCCCAUUAGUGAUAUACUGUAGUUCCUGGCUUGAGUUUUUACUGUCCAAAUUAUACAUAGCGUAUAUGGAAGUUGUCUAGUUAAAGUGUAAUAUAUAUUAAUAGAUGGAGCCAAACAUUGUAAUUCUUAACAGAGAUCUAAUAACAACAUUUGGUGCUUAUUUCAAAUAGGUGCUCAAUCUGCCUCUUCUUAAAAUAUUACUAGUAUGCUCCUUUUGGAUUUUCCAUGUUAACAUUUCAUUUAAAGCAUUUGUAUAUACUAAACUUAGUUGUUCUAUUUGGCUUUUAAAAGCAAUAUAUUAUAUUGUUUACAUUUGAAUAUUUUUUCCCAUAACUGAAGAUUUGAAUUAAAUUAAAGUGUUCCUAUAAGACUAAUAGAAAUGACAAAUAAAACUUGUCUAACUGUAGUGUACAUUUUAUAUUUACCUUAAAGAUCCAUCUGUAGAUUUGUGAUUUCAGUUUUACAGACAAGAAAUAUUUAAAGUAUGUUGCCUUUGCCAAUAUCUAACCCAGGGAUACAAUAGUUUGUACUCACUAUUUUCUAUUCUUUUUGUUAAAAAUACACUUAUCCCAUUUUCUCUUUUUAAUACUGCUAAUAUUAACUAAUAUAUUUUAACUGAGGAGCAUUUAAUUAAUAUUGAGUAUUGUGGGUUUUUGUAAAAUCUUAUAUCUGUUCACCAUCUAUUAAGAUUUUUUUAAAGAUUUAUUUCAAAACAUUUCUAGCAUACAGUGGACCAUAUUUUAUAAUGAAAUAUCAGGUAUAAAAUAAAAUCAAAUAAAAAAGAGAAAUUAAAAUGUGCUGGAGGAAGUCACUAAAAGUGAAAGCCCUAAACCUUUACUGAAGAUAAAUUCUGCUAGUUAAACAUAGUCAUUUUCUUUUUAAUAUAUGUAUUAGACAUAGUCAUUUUCUUUUUAAUAUACCUACCAUUUUAAACCAAAGAAAAGUCAUUUUACUCAGAUAUUUUCAGUGCUUUUCAUGCAUAUCUGUGUCUUUUGGGGGAUCUUCUCUCUCCAUAUUUGCUGGUCAAAUUUUAUAUUUACACUCCUGAUUCCUAAGUACCGGUAUACUUUUUUAUAUUUGAAUAUGCCACCAUCUUGCUUUUUUUACACUAAUCUUAUCAGCAGAUGUUUUGGUGCUUUUAUCAGAUUUAUUCCUUUGUCUAUGCCUCGACUCUUUCUUCAUUUGGUGAUAAACAGCUUAGGUUGAUCAAUUCUCAAUAAAAACUGUCUUUUUUAAAAAAAAUAUUAUAUUUUAGGCCAGCCAAAUAAGUAAUGUUUUACCCUAUGAGUAUGAGGGUCAAUUUGAGCCUAGAAGCCAUUCAUACAUCAGAUUCUAACAAGAAAGGUGGAGUGGGGGGUGGUGUCAAUGGUGCCUAAAUUUGUUGCCAGACUACGGUGAAGCUAUUUAUGGAUGGCUCCCUAGUCAUUUUUAUGAUUUUUUCUGUGAUGGUCAAUUCUAGCUUAGAAUUUUAAACAUCUUGUUUUUCUGUGAGGGUCAAUAUUAACCUGGCUGAUAUAAUUUCACAUUAUAUGUUGUGGCAGCUUUGAAAAGUGUUUUAGUUACAUUUAGUAAUUAAUAUAGUAAGGUUCAUAAGUGUAACAUUAAUGAAGUGUUAAUAUUGUAGGGCCACCCAUAAAUGAUGUCAAGUGUCUAGGGGUGGUCCGAAUUUUGUGAUGAUGGGAGGGGGGUGUUAAGCAAUGUCAUGUCACAUUUUAAAAAAGCUGUACAUUAUAGAAAAAAAUAGAAAAAAAAUAAAUCGUAGACAUUGUUAACAUUAUUCUUUAAUACAACAAUUAUUUUUUUAAAGCUACCGAUCACUGAGAGAAUCAGUACGGGUAAUCGAGGUCCUAAAAAUGGCUCUAAUCAAGUUACAGGACAUCAUGGAGGAGGAGAAACGGAGUGUAGUGACAUUGGCAGUUGUGAGAAUUUAUGUCGAUAUGUGGAGACGGGAGUCAUAGAAUUAGGUCUACCACUUGAAGUGGGAUGGAAUAAAAAUAGUGAAUAUGGAGGGUGUGGGGGGAAUGAUCUGAGUAAAUGCUCUAGGGCAGGGAUUCUUAACCUUAUUUUCAGUGCUACUUACAUCCAUCCCCUUGCAAUGUUGAAAGAGUUCCCUCCCAGAUAAAUUAUAUAGUAAUAAAAUUUAAAAAUGAAAGAAAAAACUAUUUAUUGCAAUCUUGUUAUUUCUUUAAUUAGCUUUCGGGGUGGGGGGGGGGAUUGCACCAAUAAAAUAAAUGUUUAAACAAAAUUCACCACAAAAAAUUUACUGCUGCUAGUCAAAAACUGACUUUUUUUAAAAAAUGACAGUGGGCAGCAAAUACAAUUUUCUGGGUCUUCAGUACCCCAUUGACUGCUUUCACCCCUAUUUAAGAAUCACUGCUCUAGGGAAAUGGUUCUGACACAGGUGUAGUAAUUCAACAUGCAUGGGAUAUGAUUUUUGUAGGGUUUGUAAAGGACGGUAGGGACAGAGUGAUUUUUUUGUAUAUAUGGGGUGCAGAGGUUUGUGGACAAAAUAAUCUAUCUUUUUGUGACAAUGGUGUGAAAAAAUGUGCGUGAUGUCAUUUAUGGAUGGCCCCUGUAAGUCCCAUUGCUUUUCAUUUCUUCCCAUUUUACAUCAACAAAUGAGAUUAAUUAGGAAUCCAUUAGGCGUGUUUAAGUUUGAAAUCUGAUGAUCCAGUAAUUUGAACAUAUGCAUGUUAUAGUCAAUGCGUUAAGUGGAUUUUUAAAAAAUAUUUUACAUGCAUUUUUCUGCUACAAAUUGAUCUUUACCUGUUAUGAUGUUAUAUGAGGUGUAUGCUAAGAAAUGCCAAUCUUUAACCUUUUCAUUAGUUAGAAAAUGGCUAUUUUUUUCUUUUAGCAUAUAAACAACAUUUAAUUCAUAACCAUUUAAUCUUAUUUAUCUGUCUAGUAUUUGAAGACUAUUCAUGUUUGUAUUUUAUUUAUUAUUGUAGAAUGAUAUAUAAUGUCUGCCACUUUUAUAUUGAAUUUUGUCAUUUCUACAUCAUUUCGUGUCAGUUUUUUUUAAAUAAACGACCAGCAGUGCAGAAAUUAAAUUAAUAUAGAUGUUCACUAGAGUCCAUAGAUUUCCCUCUCAAAAUUGUUUGUGAGACAUUGUAAUUUCAAGUUAAUUGUAUGUUCUUAAACAUCCCAAAACCUCUACCAGUAAAUGAAUAUGGAAGGGAUAAAAUAAAAGAUUACAAUCAUAAAUUAAUUUAGCAGCCUGUCUCACCUGUAGUAUGCAUUAAGUAUAUAAUUCUGCUUUGAUUUUUUAUUUUACAUUAAUUUUAAAUAGGAUCGAUCUCUCAAAAUAUAAUUUUCCCUGCUCGAUAUUCACAAUGAGUGCAGCGCUCAUUUCUUGAUUAUAACCUUUACUGGGGAUCAAGUUUAUAUAGAUGUAGUUCAUAUAAAAUGAUUUUUGGGUGCACAAAUUUAGUUGGUGCCUUUUUUUAAGUCCUGUAUAAUAAUAAAAUAAAUAUAUAUACUCAUGCCCCACCCUAAUUUGUGUUCAUGUCAAUAUUUACAUUUAGCUACCCCUGUUUUGAUGCAUGCUUUAAUUUUAAUGAUGUAUAUUCUUAUCUCAUAUUUCAUUUCAGACAACAUUUUCCACUAUGGCUUUUAAUGUACCGUAGUUAAUGCUGGAGCAUUUGCUGAAUCGGGAAAUCACAACAAAAAUUAUGACUUAGGCAUAGAUUAUUUAGGAAAAAAAAUAUCUCAGAAACAGUCUUAAUCUUAUUAAUUCUAAAAUAAUUAUGAAUGAUAGCAUGAAUUUUAUUGUCCAUCUUUUCUUGUUGGAUUUGUCUUAGAAAUGUGUAAAAGGUGAUUAAUUUAAAGAGUUAAAAUUUAUAAAAAUUAUUUAUAAAAUGACAGUGCAUAAUAACAAAUUUUUCACAUUACAUGGACUCAAAUUUCCAAUGUUCUAAUGCUCAAAUACAUAAC